AUGCCUUCGCUCACCAACUCCCUUCCUUUCUCGCCAGCCGAGCUUGCGUAUCUACAUACCUCGUUAUCCUCCAUACCCCCUCUACGCCCAGAUGCGCGCCCCCUGCCAACCGACUUUCGAGCACUGAGAGCAGAGACAGGCGUGCUUCCUGCGGUGAACGGUAGCGCACACAUCGGGUUUAGUGAUGGCCGCGAAGCCAUCGUGGGCGUCAAGCUCGAGGUGGAAAAGACCGCCGAUGGAGGAAACAGCGUUUCGAAAACUGAAGAUGGCGCAAUGGACAUUGACGCCGAGGGCCAGGGCCAGGAUAUGGGUCAAAAGCUACGUGCAAAGGGAAAGCCCGAGUGGGUGACUCUCACGCUCACGCUUCCUGGUCUCCGAGACGACGACCCAAGCUUGGUUUUUCUGGAGGAAAUGCUUCGCGAGCCAUUGGCAGUGCCCUCCUCCUCUUCUUCCAAGGCUACGUCGCUGCAGGACAGCUUGAUUAUCAAUUCUCGGUGGCAUUGGCACGUAUACAUUGACGUCCUUUUGAUUUCGCCAAAUGGACUUGCAAGCUACCCACUUCCGCUCUUGAGUAUGGCAACACAUCUGGCACUACGCGACACCCGCAUUCCAAAGCUCAAAAGCGAAGGGGAAGAAGACCCCAUUGCAGACGACGACUGGAUGGCCAGCACGUACCUUUAUCCACGAUCCACCUCAUCUUCUCCUUCCAAACCUCCUGUUACGCUUCUUGUCGUCGUGGUCGGCGAGAAUAUCAUUUUCGAUCCCAGUCGCGAGGAACUCGCCGUCGCGGACGGUAUCAUUGCCGUCAGUGUCGGAAACACGACGACCAAGGAAGGAGAGUUCCAGCUGCUUGCGACGCGGAUGAUCGACACUCCUGCCAGAGAUACCAUGAAGGGUGUGUUACUGUCUGGUGAGGCGCAAGAAGGAGUCGAUGUGCCUGGUGUGUGGCGGCCGAGGAUUGGAGGUGUUAAGAGAGCUCUGCUGACGAAGGUGGUUAACACUGUGCUUACUGGAGGCGUCGCUAAGGAUGUUAUGAGCGGCCUAGACGGAUUCAUGAGCGCCGAGAUGAAUGGCUGA
Molecule: messenger RNA, 1077 nt
Organism: Fonsecaea multimorphosa CBS 102226
Lineage: Eukaryota; Fungi; Ascomycota; Eurotiomycetes; Chaetothyriales; Herpotrichiellaceae
Exons: 1
Coding region: 1-1077 (358 amino acids)
Biological process (GO): U5 snRNA 3'-end processing; U4 snRNA 3'-end processing; U1 snRNA 3'-end processing
Cellular component (GO): nuclear exosome (RNase complex); cytoplasmic exosome (RNase complex)
Source: RefSeq, a predicted model, not a curated record